Molecule: messenger RNA, 11080 nt
Organism: Poeciliopsis prolifica (blackstripe livebearer)
Lineage: Eukaryota; Metazoa; Chordata; Actinopteri; Cyprinodontiformes; Poeciliidae
Product: immunoglobulin superfamily member 10-like
Exons: 12
Coding region: 325-8481 (2718 amino acids)
Cellular component (GO): extracellular region
Molecular function (GO): protein binding
Source: RefSeq, a predicted model, not a curated record
ACACAGGGACCAGACGCGAUCGCUGUCCGCCUGCCGCGUGUGCAGCGCUCUUUUUCUCCUCCCGCGUCAUACAAGAAGACCUGCUUGAUUUUUACCGAGGGUAUAGAGUGGAUUUGUGGGAAUUUUCAAGUUUUAAAAAGUGCUUAUUUGCAGGAUUUCCUCCGCGUUCUUUGCGAACACUGUGGUGACAAAUGGAUGAAUGAAGGUGGAAAAGUGAGGAUUAAUUUGCCGAAGUAGUACACGGAUGGAUUGAAAUCGUCAUUUGAUGUACAAAAUGAAUAAUUCCUUACAAUAAUUUAUGCCUCCGGACCAGAAAAGUUUAAGAUGCAUCAGACUGGGUCUGCACUACUGGCUUUGUUGGCACUUCUGGUGCUCACACUUGAGAUGUCCAGCGGCCAGUCCUGCCCCAGAAGCUGUAACUGCUACCAGGCCAAUGAAGUUCACUGCACCUUCCGAUCACUGCUCAUCAUUCCACCUGGCCUGCCUGCGCAUACAAAACGGAUUAAUUUAGGGUUUAAUAGUAUCAGCAGACUUCAUGACAAAUCUCUGGUUGGGUUAAGGAAAGUAGAGCUCCUGAUGCUCCACAGCAAUAACCUCCAACAUCUUCCAGAUGGAGUGUUUAAAGAGAUGAAAUCGCUCCAGAUACUCAAGUUGAGCUAUAACAAGCUGAGAGAGAUCCCUUCAUCUCUGACCUUCUCUGGCCUGACAUCACUGCUGCGUCUUUACUUGGAUCACAACCUGCUCCAACACAUCCACCCCCGGGCUCUGCUCCAGCUGCCUAGCCUCAGGCUGCUUCGUCUGCAAGGCAACAGGCUGCAUCAGCUGCACCCUCACGCUCUGUGCACGCUGUCCGUUCUGAAUACAUAUUAUUUUUCUACUUUGAGACAUCUAGACCUUUCCAACAACAGUCUAACUAUCCUGCCUGAAAAGAGUGUGACAAUGGCACCUCUGCUGGAGACUCUGGUCCUGCAGGCUAAUCCUUGGAGCUGUGACUGUAGGAUGAAUUGGUUUCUCUCAUGGAGUCUUGCUCACCCAGGCUUAUUAAAAUGUCCUGGUGGUCCUCAGUGUCCAGUUUGUGCCUCACCCCUGUCUCUCCAGGGCCAGAAUUUACUUGAUCAGACGACUCUACAUUGCUCGUCACCGAUCAUCAGCUUCCCUGGAAAAGAAACACCAUCGGAAUCAGACUAUAGCAAAAUCCAAUCAAGUGAGAAGUUCAGAGAGCCUUUAGGCAAUGUCACCCUGGGUCUUUCUGACCAACAAGGGUACAACGUUGAUCUGAGUUGUAAAAUCACUCACUCUACCGAUUCCCCUGACAUUGCUCCUCCUCCAGAUCUCUCCUGGAGUUACUCUUCUCCUCUCCCGCUUGCUUUGUCUCUCUCUCUUGACUGCCCUGUUCUGGGACAAAGCUAUGAGAAACUUUGGAGGAUCUUGGCUUACUACAGUGAAACUGCAGCUCGCCUUGAGAGGGGGAUCAUGUUAAGUAAAGCUCCAGCUUUGGCCUACCGCUACAGACAGGAACCAGAGACAGAUGGAUAUUAUCACACUGGAAUCAAAGCCUCUGUCAAAGCCAAACCAGAAUGGUUACUACAAUCAGCAAUUAGUAUUCAGCUUAACAGAGCACAGUCUAACAGGUACGAAGUCCAACUUAUCUACUCAACAAGAGUUUCUGCUCAUCCUGAUCCAAGUUUUGAUCCUUCACUAUCUUCCCCUACUUCUCACCCAUGGGUAAUGAUUUCAACUAAUCACACUUACACAGCAGUUACAGCAGUAGGAGUAGCAGGUAGGAGCAUACAGCUAUCUUGUCCUGUUCUUAGUUCUAGUAAUCACAGUGUGGAAUGGAUUCUUCCAGAUGGAUCUAAGCUCAAUAUUUCUUCCAGCAGCUUAGAUGGAAGGUUCCAACUAUCAGCCUCAGGCCUACUAAUACAAAGAGCACAGCUCUCUGAUGGAGGGCUUUACCAUUGUGUUGCCAGAGCUGGAAGAGAUUUUGAUGUCCUUCAAUUACGUCUGGUAGUACAAGAGUCUGCCUUUCCAUAUCCAGGUGAGCUAAGUGGACCUCCAGUCACUGGAACCAUUAGACAUCCUGUCACUCUGACCUGCAGGAUAUCUGGUUCACCAGAACCUUUGGCAAGUUGGAUUUUGCCAGAUGGAAAUGUUGUGUGGCAAGGAUUAGCUGUAUCAGGUGGAUUGAAAGUACAUUCAAAUGGAAGUUUGUCUUUACUUACAUCAACUCUGAAGGAUACAGGGUAUUACCGCUGCAUUGCUGUCAACCAGUAUGGUAGUGACACCAUGUCAAUGCAGCUGAUAUUAAAAACACAACAAAUCUCUGCCCUUGAGACUACAUUACACAGAGGACCCCAAUCAGCUGCUGGCAGGUCAACAAAGAUACCAGUAACUAUUUUUGGGCAGAUUGAUGAAGGAUCAGGAGAUGAAGAUAAGGAAGAGGAUGAGAAAACCUCCACCGGUAAAAGGAGAUAUCCAACAUCUCUCCAACAGCGCCCAAACAGACAAUAUCUAAUUAAAAAACCACAAAGAUAUGGUCAUGUUAGAGAGGGACAUCUAAAAAGGAUUGGAGGACCUGUUUCACCAAAUAAGCAGAAGAAACACCGCUUUCAGAACAGACCCAGAGUCACCACAAAGAAACACAGGAUAGACCCUCAGAAAUGGGCUGAUCUCUUGGCAAAGAUUCGUCAAAAGACCACCAAUAGCACCAAUAGUCAAGCAAUUGCAGAAGAAAAAACAACAACUCAACUUUUAUUUGAAGAAAAAGAUGAAGAAAUUAGACAAGGAGGAAAGGGUAACAAUAAAGACAGAAGUAUAUCUCAUGGCUCACAGGAGGAAACAGAAUCUGAAGGUUCUUCAGUUGAUGAUGCUGCUGUAAAAGAAGAACACCCACAACCCAUUCAACCUCAUGAUAAGGAUGCACAGAUUAUAGAAGCAACACAAACCAUUGCAGAGAUAUAUAAUGUGUCUGAGCGGCCACAUGUGAAUCUAGAACUUGACAUAAAAACACAGACAGAAGAAGAAAACAAACAAACCGUAACAACAGUAAACCCAGUGACAGAAACAGAGCAUGUCACACUUACUUCAUUAUCAGGGGCAAAUGGAAUAGCUUCACAAUCAGUUGUGUUGAAUGAGAAAGUACCAAAUCUAAGCCCUAAUAGGAUCAGGCCACAGAAUCCUUUUCAGGGACUUUUCCCAAAUCAGAUUCUAAACUCCCGACCUCGAAGACCCUGGGACACCCGCAGGAAGAUUGGAAAACAUAGGCAAAUUAACAGGCCAAAGAUUCAGCCUGUACCCUCACAGCGUCCUCACUCCGACCCAAUAAACUCAAUAAACCAAGCAGUGACACUUAACUCAAUUCCAGAUAAAAUCACAAAGUUGUUGUCCUUAUCAACUACCACAUUUCCACCUAUUAUGCUGACACUUGGAAACAAUGUUAGAACUGCUAUAAAAGGUGUAACUGUGACUCCUGUGUCGCCAACUGUUUCCGACCCUCAUUUUAUUACUAUUUCAAAUUUUGAAUCACUCAGUCCCUCCUCUACAACCCCACACACAUACACAGACAUGAUGAUUCAUUCAGACAAGAAACAAAUAACUGAGGAGUCUACUUUUAACAGCGCACCAGCUCCCACUCAUGCUACCAUUAUCAUUUCAGAGCCGCACAUGCCAGAACCCGAUAAUAGGACAUUUACACAUGCUGCAUGGGCUCAUACAGCAACACAAACAACCCUGGGCAAACAUGCUGAGAGAACCCCGAGGAAACACAGCAAGGGGUUAGAGAUGAAUGUUUUGGGUGAGUCCCACUUUUCAAUCACUCAUUCUCUCACUGCUUCCUCAGUCCCCAGUGCAUCUUUAACCACCACCAGUGCAGCAAAAAUCAUAACUACUUCUUCAGCUGCUCCCAGGAGAGCUAGUUAUUUUGGCAGCACUAAAAGUACACCAGUCUCUACAACUAAUGAGGACACACUCCCCACAACAACCACGGCUGCUAUAAUAAGUCCCACCAUAUCUCUUUCAACCCCCAUUAUCAUUCCAAUAUCCAGCACUCCCAGACAGACUUCAGCUCCAUCCACCUCAAUGACUUCUACAAUCACUUUGCCAACUACUUCCUCUAAUAUCUCUUCAACUUUGACCUCCGACACUUCGUUCAGGCCAAUAAUUACAAGGCUAAGCACCACUUCUAAUCCUUCUACCAGCAAAAGUAGUUCUCCAGUUUCAAUAAAUGUCAUCCCUAACGAGUCCAUUUCCUCUUUUUCUACAACAUCUACUGAUUCCAAAACCACAAUUCGAGCUACAACAGAAAGUAUUUUGACCACAACACCUCCAACCACCACAAAACAAUCUGCAGUUAAAACUAUUUUUUCCACUACUACUACAACGGAAUUAACAAGUACCAAAGCAAUAACAAGAAACAAUAAAGCAACUGGCCAGGUUGACCACCCUGCGAAUGGUCAAAACAGGAGUCAAUCACCUACUGAUUGGAAGAACCACGGAGUUAAUGAUAUUCCAGAUUCACACAGAAGAAGUUUUCAUCAGCCUUCCGCAUCACUUCCUGCUUCUCCAACGGUUCAAGUUGUUAGAUCUAGCCCAAGGAUGGCAGACCCUCACAUCCGCACCAUGUCAGUGCCGGCAGGCAGCUCUGUAAACCUGGUGUGUGAAGUUCAGGGAGAGCUAAAACCUUCAAUCACAUGGACUAAGGCUGCUACAGGAGCAGUGAUGUCAAUCCACUCCAGGGCUCAGCGUUUUGAGGUCUUGCCAAAUGGCACCCUUGUUAUCCAGAAAGUACAGGUGCAGGACAGAGGGACAUAUAUCUGCAGUGCGAGCAGCUUGCUGGGCCGCGACAGGUUGCUCACCACACUAGAAGUCUGGACUCGCCCGCCUCAUAUGCAGCUGAUGCCUUACAAGGAAGUUACCAUUCAUCAGGGUGGCCAGGUUCACUUGGAGUGCCAAGCAGAUGGCGUUCCAGCCCCUCUGCUUUCUUGGGUUCUGCCUAAUCGUUCUACCUUAACCUCCUCUGGCACCUCUUCUAAUCGAAUCCAUAUGGACACAAAUGGGACCCUUCACAUCUCGGUAACAUUACCCACUGACCGAGGAGUCUAUCGUUGUGUGGCAUCUAACUCAGCUGGUGCAGCCAGCGCCUCAGUGCGUCUCCAUGUGUCCUUGUUGCCCCCGGUUAUUCAGCAACCCAGGGAGGAACACCUGUUUUUCUCUGUAGGUUGGCCUGUUUAUGCUCACUGCUCUGCCCGAGGGGCCCCAACACCAAUUCUGCGUUGGCGAAUUCCAGAUGGGACGCUUGUUCGACCAUCCCAGUUUCUUAAUGGAAAUCUCUUUGUCCUGUCAAAUGGGACACUCCAUAUUCGCAAUGUGGGAUCAAAAGACACAGGGGAUUAUGAGUGUACUGCUAGUAAUGCUGUAGGAAAUGCUAGGAGGACAGUGACAGUAACGGUUAAAGAUGGGGAAGCAAAAGCCAAAACAAACUCCAAUUCAUCUUUUGUCAACAAAGUCAGAACAUCGGUAAUCCCAAGCCAAACCUCAACUGCUUUCAGACCAAGUAAAUUCUCUCCUGUAAAUUCCUCAGACAGAUCUAACAACGUGUCGAUGAGCUCAAGCCCUUUUAACUCUUCCUCUAGCUCAUCUCUUGAAAUCAAUAAAACUGUAAAACCUUACCCAUCACACUUUCCUGACAUCAAAAAAACAAAUCCCUUCUCUGUUUUCUCACCUUCUUCGGUGCCAACAAAUAACACCAAAGUAUCACCCAGAGGAAACAGCACAAGAGUUGCUUCUUCUUUCCACGCUAGAGGAAAAAUCUCAACUGUUUUGCAGCCUCAGCCUGUCUCCCCCUUCACUAAAGCCCACAUUGUCUCUACAUCACCCUCUGCUACUACUGUUAACUAUGAGGGGACUUUGAAUCUUUACUGCUCUGUAAAUGGAAACCCUACCCCAACCAUUCUAUGGAGGACUCCCACCAGAAAGCUUGUGGACAUGCACUACAGUUUUGACCAACGUGUAAAGGUGCAUCCUAAUGGGACUCUGACAGUGCGGGCAGUAACAGAGAAGGAUAGUGGAGACUACCUGUGCAUUGCACGCAACAAGGUGGCUGAUGAUUAUCGAAUUCUGCGUGUGUCUGUGGUCACUAAGUCUCCCAGGAUUGACCCAAAACAGUCAAUCAAUCAGAUGGUGUCAUUUGGAAAACCUCUAAAGGUAGACUGCCAGGCCUCUGGAUUGCCUCAUCCAGCUGUGCAUUGGAUGUUACCAAAUGGAACCACUGUGAAGAGUGAGCUGUUUCAAGAGGAUCAUAGGGGUCAAAGACGGCAACAUACUGUUUUUGACAAUGGGACGUUACUGAUUCCAGCAGUUGGUGAAAGAGAUGAAGGCGAGUAUAUCUGCUAUGCAGAGAACCAGGCAGGCCGAGAUACCAUGAAGGUCAAAGUAAAGGGCAUAAAGACAACCCCUCCAACGUUCACUAAUGGCAGAGGCCACAAUUUCAUCAAAGUGCAGCCGGGAGAAACUGCUACAAUUCCCUGCAGGACAACAGGAGAUCCUGCCCCAACGGUUACUUGGUUUUCUCCAUCAUUCAUUGUUAUCCCACAGAGCUUGGGAUCAGGCCUUUCUUCUCAGCGAGUUGUGGUCAUUUCCGAUGGAACCCUGGAAGUGCGUUCCGCCCAAAAGAGUGACUCUGGAAAUUACACUUGUCGAGCAAGCAACUCAGCUGGGAUAAGGAGCAUGGUGGUGACCUUGGAAGUGGAGACUUCUAGCUCUGGAGUUAUAAGAGAAGUGGAAAAAGAACAAGAUUGGAGUGUAAAGAAAUCUGAUGGCAAUCACAGAGUCAUUACUGCAAGAAAAAUCAACCUUGGAUCUAAUGUAACUGCAAGCAAAAGCAGAAGCAAUAACAGCUAUAGUGAUAAUAGUAGAAAAGUAAACACGGAUCCUAAUACCAUUCUCAACUCAGUAUUCAGUGGCUCCAGUCCAAGACGUUACAGCCAACAUGAGUUUAAAAGUCCUGUUGGAGGAUUUUCAACACGAUGGGGUAAUACUGGGAUAAUGGCUAGGGCAAAUGAGGCACAGAGUACAGGCAUUAAGAGAGACAGUACUGGAUUAAAUAGAAACACACCUAGCAUUCAGAGUAGAAGUGGUAAUGUAGAUCGCAGCCAAACCACAGGUAGAGGAGAAAGUACUGAAAGAAAUCCUGAGAUGAAUAAUUAUGAAGUAAUUUCAGGAAAGAAAAGUAAUGACGCUAAUUCCAGUAGAGACAACAGGAGGUUAACUGUUAUUUCAACAAAUGGCCAAAGUAUUAGUGGUAUUUUGUCAGGUAAUGGAGCUGUUACAAGCACUCAAAGAGAACAUGUUUUCAACAGGAACAGUCAUGCUGGGGGAGGUAAUGAUAACAGAGGAAAUAGAGUUUCUUCAAGUAGUAAUUCAGACACACAUCUGGGUGGGAGAAAAAUAACAAAGCACCAAGCAGUGAAAGGCCAGGCUGUCACUUUGCCAUGCCCAUACCAAGGUUAUCCUCCACUUCGUUUGGCCUGGCUUCUGCCUGGAAAUGGCAUGCUGUCGGCUCCUUACUAUGGCAGCCGACUCACUGUGCAUCGGAACGGCUCUUUGGAGUUUCGAGAUGUACGGGUGAGUGACGGUGGAAAUUUGGUUUGUGUUGCAAAAACUGAAAGAGGUGACGCUUUAAUGCGAGUCCAGCUUGAAGUGUCAGAACCAGUGGUGGAUGUAAGAUCCCAACAAGGCAGACAAGUGGAAAAUGUACCGCAGAAGGGAAAUUUAGAUACAACUCAGUCUUUACCCACAAAGACAGUAUCGCCUCUACAGCACUCACAGAGGGACCUUGAUGUGCCAGACAGGUCUCACUCUAUAAACUCUUCACCAUUGUCUGGCUCAGUCUCCAAACCCUCAGUAAGCACCAGCACCACCCCUCUGGUGAGCACCAUUAAUGGAGAGACUAUAAGACUGCAUUGUCCUGCCUCUACAACCAGGGGCUCUGUUUUAUGGACAAUGCCCAGUGGCAAGAUACUAUCCAGAGGUGACAGUGGUGAUCUAGGACGUUAUGAGGUGCAAGAAGAUGGAACACUAAUAAUCAAACAGGUUUCUGUGUUUGAUCGAGGCAGGUACAUUUGCAAGUUUUCCAGUCAUGACUCUUCCUCAGUCUCAGUCACCACAGUUCCUGUCAUUGUCAUCGCUUACCCUCCACGCAUCACAAUCGGUCCCUCCCCUGUGACCUACACUAGAGGCGGUGUUGCUGUGGAGCUGCCCUGCAUGACCAUAGCUACCCCGCGAGCAACAGUUAGUUGGGAAACACCAGAGCUUGUACAACUGAGUGUGAUGGGUCAGCCUCGUAUAUAUGGCAACCUCUACCUGAGUCCUCAGGGUUCAUUGGUGAUACAAAACCCCACACAUAGGGACACAGGAUUUUACAGGUGCAUCGCCAAAAAUGUAAUCGGAGUAGACAGCAAGGCAACCUACCUGCAUGUUAUAUAACAGGAUAAAGCAGCUAUAUAAACACUAACCCUUUAAAACUUGAUGCAGAGAAACAGAGACUCAGCCUUUAAUAAAAAUAAAUAUUUGUAUUUCCUGGGUGCCCAAAGGGGUAUGUCAACAUUUCUAUAAAGGCUUAUUUCAAUUAGGACAUCAACUCCUGGUACUCCACUGAGGUAACAGAUAUGUGUAAAUUGUCAAGUGUGUGUCUGUUAGAAUGAAUGGUGUAAAAUUUAAAGUGUUCUACUGCAUCAGGAUGGGGUACAUUGGUUCUUAAAAGUGAUCACACCCUUGUUAAAAUAGUGGGUUUUUGUUCUGUGAGAAACAACAGAAUAAAAAAAAAAUGUUUGAAAAAUGUUUUACAAUUAUAAUGUGAGAUGUCCAGAUAUUCUUUUGGGGAAAAAUACAAGACAUGAAAUAUCAAAAAACACUUUGUUUUGUAAGUGUCCAUAUCCUAAGUUUCACCUUUUGAUUCAAAAGCAACAUUUACUCUUAUUUUGUUGGAGUUUGUCACCAUGUUACAUAAAUAAUGAAGACAUUUCUUAUUCAUGGCCCUCUUCAAGACAUGAUACAAUAUGGAUCUAUCUAUGAGUGUUCGCAUUUAGGAAAUUUGAGUAAUUGCAACUUUUUAUUUGUAUUAUUUCCCUCUCAAAGUAUUAGUUUUUUUUUUUAACAUGAAACGUCACUUUAAGAGACAGAAUUUGAAAUGAUUACUUUUACUUAGAUUUCAGUCAGUGUGUACACUUUUUACAUUCACUUUACUUCACUUGUGAAGUCACUGAUAUUUGUUUUUCAUACUUACUAAUUGUUAAAGUUAAAUUUCUUCUUUAAUUCAGUUUAAAUCAUUUAAUUUAUUGAGAAAUUAUGUUAGACUGCAUUCAGUUAAUGCUACUGUGACAUUUAGCAUGCAGACAUUUGUGAAUUUUUAUCAGAACAGAUGAAGCAUCUGCAUAGUGUGGCAUGAUAUUAAGUACAUUUUUAUUAGAUUGCUAUUGUGUCAGUUGAACAGCACUGGGACAAAUUUCAUAACACUGAUGAAUUUAUGUGCUAUAGAUGACACCUCUAAUUUGUUAAGCAUAAGCAGAAGGAUUUUUCAGUGUAUCUAAACGUUAUGUGGGUGUUUGAAUGAGCUGGAGAUGAUAUUCAGAACAGUAUCAAGCAGCUACGAAAGAAAUGCUGAAGCAUUAUUUUAUAGGAAUACAUUUUCUUAUUCAAUUUGAACAUAAGGUAGAUACAUAGUACAUUGACAGUUGUCUAACUUAGAGACUUAGAGACCUUUAUCUGUAGCCAUGCUCUGACUCCUUCCAGGAAGCAUGCAGAUGUGAAUCUUUUCAAAAAAAGAGAAACCAAAUUAUGCAGAAGUAUAGCUCUGGCCUACAAUGUCUAAUUGGAAGCUCAGCUAGUUAUCUAAAGCUUUAUGACAGUCACUGAUAAUACAGAUUGAUCCCAACAUCAAACUAUAAAGCAUUUUUCUUCUUGUCUUCUCUCUGCAAUUUGAUGCCAAAUGAACUGUUAUUCUAAGACCCUGUUUGAUUUGAUGUAAACUUUUUUUUAAUCUUAUCAUUUCAAAUGUCACAAAAUAGGACACAAAAUUAAAACAAAACAGAGAUAAGACAGGUUAGCUUAACAGCUUAGCUGCUUGGUAUUGUAUUUUUUAUUUGCUGUCUAUACGUUGAACUACAUGUGUCACGCCCAGGCACGGAUGGACACAGGGACUGAACAGUGAAUACCAAACCAGACGUUUAUUGGGAAAUUGCUUAUUCUUGGUCAGACAGGCCAGGGUCAGAACCGGGAAUCCAAAUCGGGAUCAGGCAGUCUCAGGGUCAGACAGACAGGGGGUCGAAGCCAGGAGGUCCUUAUCCAGCGGGGAGAGUCAGGGAUCGGGGACAGGAGAGGAAUCUAGGUAGAGACAGACAGGUUAGAUACUGUGCAGUUAGCUCCAGUUACUACAGCAGGCCUGAAGGUGUUUACCGCUGAGGGUUUCACAACAAUCUGACGCCGUGCAGGAGGAGUUCCGUCCUAAUAUGGCAGCAGCUGAGGAUCAGGCGGAUGCCGAUCAGGUGCGAGUGGUCACAGCUCAGCGGCAGCUGUGACAACAUGAAUUUGUCGCCAUGGUGCAGACGUAGCAAAAAGUAACACAAAGGGGCUGCUGUUAUGGCAAUCUUGAGCAAAUCUCAUGGUGGAGUAUUCAGUGUGAAGAGCUAAAAUUUACAAAAACCUCUCCAGGACUUUCAAAAUGUUGUCAGUUGGAAAUGGGAUUUGCUACAAAACUUAUCUAAUGGACUAUUGUUUUGAUUGAAAUACAUAUAUCUAAUUAUGUGGAUAUUUUAAUGAGUCUGUGCACAAAGUCAGCAGCUGGUCUUUUCUCAAUUAUUUUUUUUAAUGUUUCCAUCAUUUCAUUAAAUUAUUUGUUUUGUAAAGACUCACUUUCUGUUACGUAUUUUUGUACUAAAUGGAGAUAAUGGUUUUAGUAUGUAUGUUGGAUGUCUUACUAUCCAUGCUAUGAAUUCUUGCUUUGUUUUUAACAGGAUUAAUUUUAUGAAAAAAAAAACCAUAAAUAAACAAGCUGUUUACCCUUUGUGGUUUUACAGUUUUGGUCACA